AUGGCGGAGCCGCGGCGGGGAACGGAGCCGCUGUGGCGGACGCCGCCGACCCGCCUGGCCCCGCCGCACAUUUACCGUAUGGCGGAGGCGCUGGGCGCCGAGCUCCGCCGUCUCUCCGGCCGGUUCGGGCCCGAGGCGGUGGCCGGGCUGGUGCCGCCCGUCGUGCGGCUGCUGGAGCUGCUGGAGGCGCUGGUGGCCCCGACGGGCACCGAGGGGGAGGCGGCGGCGGCAGCGCCGGGCGGGCGGCUGGACGCGGAGGACCCCGAGCAGAGGCUGUGGGAGGCCGAGCGCCGGGAGCGAGCCCUGCACGGCCGCCUGGCCCGUCUGGAGGAGCAGAACCAGCAGCUCCUGGGGCAGCUUGCAGAGAGCCAGUCCCAGGAAGACAGCACAGCGCGGAAGGAGCGGGAGGUGAUGCUGCGGCUGAAGGAGGUGGUGGACAAGCAGCGGGAUGAGCUUCGUGCCCAAGCCCACGAAAUCGUCUGCAAGAGCCGAGACACGGAGGCGCUGCAGGAGCAACUGCAUCGCUUCAUGGCCAUGAACGAGGACCUGCGGCACAAGGUGGCCAUCGUGCAGGCUCAGCUCAAGAGCGCGCUGGAGAAGAAGUCAGACCUGGAGGCCGCCAUGCAGCAAACCCAGAGGGAAAUGAGCAGGAGGAGCAGGGUCACCCCUGAGACCCAGCAGCCAAAUUCCAGUCUGGAGGGAGUGCCGUCACCCACGGAGGAGCCACAGCACCAGGAUGCGGGCAGGAGCCCUGCUCACUGCUGCUUCUCCAAGGAAGAGCUGCAGGAGAUCCUGCAGGAGCGGAACGAGCUCAAGACCAACCUGUUCCUGGUGCAGGAGGAGCUGGCCUACUACCAGCGGGAGCUGCUGAACGAAGAGCGAGUUCCCAGCUUCUUCUUGGACGCCAUGAAGUCAACCAUCAAAAGACAGAGAAAAAAAAUCAGAGCCAAAAUGCUGGGAACAGAGGAGGAGUCGGCGAGCAGCGAUGAAGAUGAGGGCUCCUGGCACCCAGCUACUGGCACAGACUGCGUGGAUGCUCAGCCUCCCGAGUCCAAAAUUAGGAGCUUUUUCGGGCUGUGGUAUCAGGGCAGCAGCAAAGACCCCCCCACAUCCAGCUGCUCCGGAACAUGGGAAAUCAUCGACUCUCUGGACACGCAGCUAGAGCAGGAGGGAGAGAGCGAGCCGGUGGCCGGCUCCCCCGACAGAGCCACACCACCCCCCUGACCCCACCUGAUGGGGAGAUGGAUCCGGCCUCGCAGCGGUGCUUCCUGGUUCCUUUUCUGGCAUCUUCGAGAGCGGCACAGCAGCCCUGGAUCCUUCCCCAUGCCGUGGCGAUGGCGAAGCUGCAGCGCAGGCAGCCUUCCUCCAAACCCUCUGGGAUGCUUGGCCGUGGGGUGCCCCCUGGCAUGGGACAGCUCGGCACCUCCAGGCAUCACUGCCUGUCAGCCACCAUUUUGUUGUGCCCGUGGUUUAGCUCUGAGGGUCCUGAACAGCCGUGGCUCUGCUCCUCACUUCUUCAUGCCUGCAGCUCAGCGGGGCAGGAAUCUGCACCCAUUUCUCACUGCGGCACCCCAAAAGGGGCUUCUUUCUGCCAAACACUUCUCCUCACACUGGAUCCUGCCCCCUGGGGUUAUUUCACUUCACCCCUUUCUGUUCGUACCUCCCCCCACCCCUGCAAUGUGAAGGUCGAGUUGGGACCAGCUGGGCACUGUCCUGGGGUCCUGGCACUGCUGGGAAGGGCUGGUCACGCAGCACCGGGUGUCUGGGAGCAGUCAGGUCAGUGCCACCAGUGCCACUCCUGCACUGGUCAGGCGUGGGGGGAAUGGGUUUUGUACUGGAACCUCUUCCUGCCGUUACUGGGAACUGGAAGACUGGGACAAUCCUCAUGUUCACGGGGCGAGUCGGUGCCCUCGGGUCAGGUAUUUUCUAGCUCUAGAACUGG
Molecule: messenger RNA, 1942 nt
Organism: Calidris pugnax (ruff)
Lineage: Eukaryota; Metazoa; Chordata; Aves; Charadriiformes; Scolopacidae
Gene: RILP
Product: Rab interacting lysosomal protein
Exons: 8
Coding region: 1-1224 (407 amino acids)
Biological process (GO): cilium assembly
Cellular component (GO): ciliary basal body; cytoplasm
Molecular function (GO): protein dimerization activity
Source: RefSeq, a predicted model, not a curated record